Molecule: messenger RNA, 6142 nt
Organism: Coregonus sp. 'balchen'
Lineage: Eukaryota; Metazoa; Chordata; Actinopteri; Salmoniformes; Salmonidae
Source: the annotation of a GenBank genome assembly
AUGGCUUUAAAGGUGAUUCAGAGGAUUCAGUUACUCGGGCAGACAGGGGCACACCUCUGUGCUCCAGGCAGGCUGGGUCGCAUCUCCAGACUUCUGAGUGCUCCGGUAGGGGAGCUCCUGUGUGUGGCGUGCCUAUGGACCUCAGCGGAAAGCUGUAUCCAGAGACACCGCUGUCAGAGACUCAGUAAGCCAGCCUGUGGGAGGAUGAGUUUGUCCACCAUUGCCAAGGACGCUUUCUACACCACUGGGUCAGUCGGCCUCCACAAAGACUCCGUCCCCAGGUUCCGUCUGAGCCAGCUGCACCGGCCCACUGUUGCAGAGGAGAAAGCCUUCCUGGACCGCCUCAGCAGUUGCUCUUCCUCUAGACAGGUCCUGCGACUCCUCCGCACUGUGGAGAUCAUGUCUGACACCAUGGCAGCGGCAGCCCUGCACCGAGUGGCUGACCUGGAGCAGGAUGGCACCUCCCUGAAGGACCCCUCAGUGCUGGAGAAGGACCCUCUCAGUGCGCUGUGCUGCCAGCUAGAGCAGGACUCUGGGCGUCUGACAGAGGCCGGGCUGGUUUCUACCCUGCUGGCCUGCACACGCCUCUACGUGGACCCCUGGAGCACGCUGGUGGUGCGGCUGGUUUCGGAGAGCCAGGAGCGGCUGGACAGGGGCCAGAUGAGCAUAGGACAGCUGUGCACCCUCGGCCAGGCCCUGUUGGCCCUGGAGGGCCCGGGCUGUGGGAUGCUGGAGCAGGUGAUGGAGCAGGUACAGAAGCAGGAGCCAGGCCAGUGGAGCCUAGCAGAGCUCACUGCUGUAUACGGACUGCUGCAGGCAGGAGUAGGGGAGGAGGGAAGCUACCAAGACCUCCUAAACGCUAUGCACACCCACGCUGUGUCAGUCACCUCCCAUAUGGACCCCCCUGCUGUCAGCGGGGUGUUCAGUGCCUUGGUUGUCCUGAACCAGACCCAGGCCAUGCCCCUGGUCAUCAGUCUGUGUAAGCAGGCGGUCAGGCACGUACCCCACUUCAAAGACGAGGAGCUGGGGCUAGUGCUCGGGGCGCUCAUGCACUUUGGACACAGCGACCACUUCUUGGUGAAGGCUAUGGAGAGACACGUUCCCAAGAUGGCGUUUACCUCCCACCCAGAGACAGUCACCAAGGUGAUGGAGUACUUUGGGCGCCGGAACAUCCUGUCGCUGCCGGUGUUUGACGCUGUGGCGGAGAGCUUUGUGUACCGGGCGGACGACUACAGCACCGGCCAAGUGGCCAGGCAGAUCACGCCGUUCGGGAAGCUGGGCUACCUGCCGCCCAACGCUGGGGAGGUGUUCCGGAAGGUGGAGGCCAUCCUGCGCGCACGCUUCUCUCAUUUCCAGCCCAGAACACUCCUCAACCUGCUGCACUCCUGCAUCCUGGUAGAGAGGUUCCCUGUCAACUUUGUGUCCAAGGUCUUCAACUGCUACUUCCUCCAGCAAUUACAAGGUACCCUCAUUGAUAAGCCCACAGGCCAUUUCUUUUGGUGUGUUUUACCCCCUUUUUCUCCCAAUUACAAUCUUGCCUUAUCGCUGCAACACCCCAACGGGCUCGGGAGAGGCGAAGGUCGAGUCAUGCGUCCUCCGAAACAUGACCUGCCACACCGCGCUCCUUAACACCCACCCGCUAACCCGGAAGCCAGCUGCACCAAUGUGUAGGAGAAAACACUGUUCAACUGACGACCAAAGUCAAUCUGCAGGUGCCCAGCCCGCCACAAGGAGUCGCUAGAGCGCGAUGGGCCAAGUAAAGCCCCCCGGCCAAACCCUCUCUUAAUGACGCUGGGCCAAUUGUGCACCGCCCUAUGGGACUCCCAGUCACGUCCGGUUGUGAACCCGGGUCUGUAGUGACGCCUUAGACCGCUGCGCCACUCGGGAGGCUUGUUUGGUAUAUUUUAAACUGAAUUGCCCCACACCUUUUUACUCUUCUUCAUAAUUGCAAUUGUUGCAGUAUCUUUGGUUUAACAAUUGUAAAUUAAUUUGUGUUCCAGAGCAAGGCACGGGGGUCGACCGGGUUGUACUGGCCCAACUGACCCAACUCUACAUGACUGUGAAGCUUGAAUGUCCUUUCUAUGAGGUAACGAGUUACUACAAAUCAAUAUUCAUUCUAUGAUAGCAUUGCCACUCCUGCUCAACUGCAGUGUUGCAAUCCUAGCACACUAUCCUCUGAUUCACCUUUAACACCCUGCUUUAACCCCAGGGUCCAAGGCUCCUUCCUAAAUACCAUGUCAAGUCUUUCCUUACUCCUGGUCGGUCUCUGGAGACGCCGGUUGACGGACACCUCUACAACUAUGUGAAAACUGGACUGGUGGAUCUACUAGGGGCCCGCGCCUACUUCGCUUCCAGAGUCCUCACUCCAUACUGCUACACACUAGGUAAUGCAGACGGCACAUUGUAAGAUACAACACAGGUAACCUUUAAUUCAAUGCUUCAGACUAUGUUAUGGUUAUACCUACUGAAAAUGAAGGUGCAAAGAUAAAUAUGUUUGUUUCAGAUGUGGAAAUAAAGCUUGAUGAGGAAGGAUAUGUAUUGCCUGCCAGUCAAAUCGAUGAUAUCUUCAAGAGGUAAAAACAAUAGACAUUCAAACAAUGGAAAGUAUUCAGACCCCUUGACUUUUUCCACAUUUUGUUACGUUACAGCUUUAUUCUAAAAUAGAAUCAAUCAAUCUACACACAAUACCCCAUAAUGACAAAGCUUUGUUGAAGCAUACUCCUGAGUGGUGCAGUGGUCUAAGGCACUGCAUCGCAGUGCUAACUGUGCCACUAGAGAUCCUGGUUCGAAUCCAGGCUCUGUCGCAGCCGGCCGCGACCGGGAGACUCAUGGGCGGCGCACAAUUGGCCCAGCGUAGUCCAGGGUAGGGGAGGGAAUGGCCGGCAGGGAUGUAGCUCAGUUGAUAGAGCAUGGCGUUUGCAAUGCCAGGGUUGUGGGUUCGAUUCCCACGGGGGAACAGUAUAAAAAAAUAUGUAUUCACUAACUGUAAGUCGCUCUGGAUAAGAUGUAAGCACCUUUGGCAGCGAUUACAGCCUAGAGUCUUCUUGGGUAUGACGCUACAAGCUUGGCAGACCUGUAUUUGGGGAGUUUCUCCCAUUCGUCUCUGCAGAUCCUCUCAAGCUCUGUCAGGUUGGAUGGGGAGCGUCGCUGCACAGCUAUUUUCAGGUCUCUCCAGAGAUGUUCGAUCAGGUUCAAGUCCGGGCUCUGGCUGGGCCACUCAAGGACAUUCAGAGACUUGUCCUGAAGCCACUCCUGCGUUGUCUUCGCUGUGUGCUUAGGGUCGUUGUCCUGUUGGAAGGUGAACCUUCCGGUUCUGAGCGCUCUGGAGCAGGUUUUCAUCAAGGAUCUCUCUCUACUUUGAUCCGUUCAUCUUUCCCUCGAUCCUGACAAGUCUCCCAGUCCCUGCCGCUGAAAAAAAUCCCCACUCCACGAUGCUGCCACCACCAUGCUUAACCAUAGGGAUGGUGCCAGGUUCCCUCCAGACGUGAUGCUUGGCAUUCAGGCCAAAGAGUUCAAUCUUGGUUUCAUCAGACCAGAUAAUCUUGUUUCUCAUGGUCUGAGAGUCCUUUAGGUGCCUUUUGGCUAACUCCAAGCGGGCUGUCAUGUGCCUUUUAUACCGAGGAGUGGCUUCCGUCUGGCCACUCUACCAUAAAGGCCUGAUUGGUGGAGUGCUGCAGAGAUGGUUGUCCUUCUGGAAGGUUCUCCCAUCUCCACAGAGGAACUCUGGAGCUCUUUCAGAGUGACCAUCUGGUUCUUGGUCACCUCCCUGACCAAUGCCCUUCUCCCCUAAUUGAUCAGUUUGGCCUGGCAUCCAGCUCUAUGAAGAGUCUUGAUGGUUCCAAACUUCUUUCAUUUAAGAAUGAUGGAUGCCACUGUGUUCUUGGGGACCUUCAAAGCUACAUAAAUGUUUUGGUACCCUUCCCCAGAUCUGUGCCUCGACACAAUCCUGUCUCUGAGCUCUAGGACAAUUCCUUCCACCUCAUGGCUUGGCUUUUGCUCUGACAUGCGCUGUCAACUGUGGGACCUUAUAUAGACAUGUGUAGAAACAUCUCAAGGAUGAUCAAUGGAAAGAGGAUGCACCUGAGCUCAAUUAAAAAGUAUCAUAGCAAAGGGUCUGAAUAUUUAUGUAAAUAAGGUAUUUCUGUUUUUUACAUUUGCUAACAUUUCUAAAAACCUGUUUUCGCUUUGUCAUUAUGGGGUAUUAUGUGUAGAUGCGAAAAGUAUAAUUUAAUCAAUUUUAGAAUAAAGCUGUAAUGUAACAAAAUGUGGAAAAAGUCAAGGGGUCUGAAUACUUUCUGAAUGCACUGUAGGUGAUCAAAUUGUUGUACUAUAGCUAUUUUAUUAAUGCACUCUUAUUUUGUUGUGUACUUGCAGGAUAGCAGUUUGCAUUGACGGCCACAAGAGGUUCACUGUGAACACAAGACAGCUGCUGGGAAAAGAGGCCAUCAAGCAGCGGCACCUGAGGCUUCUGGGAUAUGAAGUUGUUCAGGUCAGAAACCCAUGCUGAAACCCUGAAUACCACGUUUGACUGAUGUUUUGACCUUUUUGAGUGUCCCGUCUGCUGUAAAUUAUAUGUGUUCUGUCUGCUGGCCCCGUGUAGCUCAGUUGGUAGAGCAUGGCGCUUGCAACGCCAGGGUUGUGGGUUUGAUUCCCACAGGGGGCCAGUAUGAAAAAAAGAAAAAAAUAUAUGCACUCACUAACUGUAAGUCGCUCUGGAUAAGAGCGUCUGCUAAAUGACUCAAAUGUAAAUGCUGUAAAUUCUGAUUUCAGCCCCUUUGCUAGUGUUCUGCCUGUCUCUAGGCGUCUACUGUCAAGAAAGAGCAUAUCUGUAUUCAGUUGGAUCUACUCUUUGCUCCAUCUGUUACUAAUAGAAGUCUUUUGUUUUUGUAGAUUCCUUACUAUGAAUUUGAGAAGCUUCGGAACAAGACCGAGGUUGUUGAAUAUCUUCACAAAAAGAUCUUCCCCCUCAGCUACAGGCUCAGUUGGUGAUGACUGGCACAAAAGGUCUUUGUUGCUGCCAUACAGCUAUAACACUGUGAGCUAUACAGUUUGGGCACUGUUUUUGACUUUUCAAAGUGCCACAUUGUCCAACAUUUCUACCGGAAGAGAAAGCAUAUCGUUCAACUAUAUGAAUACCGUCAACAAAUCAUGUAUUUAUUGCUUUUGAGUGAUUGUAAUUCUACACACUACGUGUUCUAUUGUAUAAUUAAAGGUAUUAUUUAGUCUUGUUUCUCUCCUUUGCUUUAAUCCACCAUGAUGGACUUCGCCAUGGCAAAAUUUGAAAUAUAUAAUACAUGUAUAUUUAUUGUUAGUAGGCAACACAGUGCUGCAGUAGAAAGUUAGAACAACCAAAUACCAAGAAUCACCUUGGAGGGGGAAAAAGUAAAUUUGUUCAUACAAAGAACAAGAAUUUUGAACAUAGCCAAGCAUCACUAUCGAUUAUUGAUUUACAUUUUUGAUAAAUGAUUAAAUUCAAGAGAACCUAAUUAAGGCAAGUUGUUUUUCUCUGUCCACCACCAUGUAAUGUAGGUCAGUCGGAUGUAAACUGAGUAUACAAAACAUUAAGAACACCUGCUCUUUCACUGACCAGGUGAAAGCUAUGAUCCCUUAUUGAUCAGUGUAGAUGAAGGGAAGGAGACAGGUUAAAGAAUGAAUUUUUUUUGGGGGGGGGGGGUUGUUGGGUAUGUGGAGGUGAUGCGCAACUCAAUAUUAGGAAGGUGUGCCUAAUAUUUGGUAUACUCAGUGUAUAUGUUUUAAAAAGGGUAUGAUACAUUAAAAAAAAAUUGGUUUGGAGUGUUGCCAUUGGUUUCUGCCUGCUGUCCAUCCAUUAUGUAGCAGGGAUCUGUGGCAGGCCAAAUUCAUCCACCAGAACUCCAUCCUGUAAAACAGACAAAUUACAAUUUUGUAGGAAACUCCAGUUAUGUCUAAAUAGGUGCAGAAUGUGUCUUCAUCCAAUGUCCUAAAAACAAAACUGAACACUUCGAACAAUGCAUCCGUCUUCUGUACUGAUGAAACAGUGUCAGUUGUGAUUGCAUUUUAACAUAAUACUCCAGUGAAUUAUUCAAGACUAAACUGGGUAAACAAGAAUACAGUGGUCAGAGAGAGAUAUGUGUACCCGGUUUGGUGCUCUGUCGCUGGGUAU